This is a messenger RNA of Rotaria sordida, 1020 nucleotides long. NCBI's taxonomy places the organism in Eukaryota, Metazoa, Rotifera, Eurotatoria, Philodinida, Philodinidae. The record is from the annotation of a GenBank genome assembly.
AUGUUUGAAAAUUCUUCAGAAGGUUUAAAUACAUUUAUAAUUGAUACAAUUGUUAUAUUAUUAUCAUGGCAUAAACAAACUAUACCAAGUGAACUUGAUUCAAUAGCUAUACAACGUCUUAUUGAAUAUUUAUUUUCAAAUUGUUCACAUCAUAAUGUUAUUGUUACGAAAUCAAAUUUAGAUUUAAUUAAAAAAUUAAUUGAAUGUUGGAAAGAACGUAUACAUGCACUAACAUUAAUUCUCUAUAAAUUAAUAUCUGAACCAGAUUUAAAAUCAAAACAAAAUGCAAUUGGUCUUUCAUUAAUUGGAAUAUUAUUAGCUAAUGAUAUUUUAUCAUAUUAUGUAUCACCAACACCAACAGGAAAUCUUCCAUCUGUAACAACAAAUUCAAUAUUAACAACUAUACCAAAUGAUUUAACUAAAGAAGAAUUAAAUUUAAUAUUAAAAUGGCAUAAUAGUCAACGUUUAUCAGACACAUAUGUAAUAUGUAUUUAUUCAGUACAAAAAAAUUAUCCAUUAAUUGUUGAUAAAACAGAUUUUCGUAUUCGUGGUAUUGCUUUACAUUUAUUACAUAAACUUUUAGCUAAAUUAACACAUGAACAAUUAUAUGAAAUCGCAAAAAUAUUAUAUGUUGAUGGUCCAAAUGAAUGUCAAAUUUGGACACUUGAAAUUUAUAAAUGGAUCUAUGAUUAUAUAACAAAUUAUUUAACAAAAGAAAUAAAAACAUCUAUAAGACCAUUAUCAGAAAUUCGAAAUUUUUGGUGUGAUUCAAAACAUUUAAGUACAUCAUCACAUCAUCAUCUUAUGGCAUUAUUUGAUCAAUUAUAUUCAAUUAAAACUGAAAAUGGAUAUUUAAAUUAUUCUACAAAUUUUCUUCUUGAAUGUACAACACAUAAUCCUUACUAUAAUCAUUUUAUAUUUGAAAAUUCACUUGAUAAAUAUUCAUUUCAACAAUUUCCAUUACCAUGUAAUUGGCGUCAACGUCAUCAUACAUAUAUAACACCUUUAUUUACAUUAUAA